Molecule: messenger RNA, 903 nt
Organism: Symbiodinium necroappetens
Lineage: Eukaryota; Dinophyceae; Suessiales; Symbiodiniaceae
Source: the annotation of a GenBank genome assembly
GUGCAUCCGAUGGACCGCGCACCUCCGUCUCCUCAGACUGCACCAGAAUCGCCUGCUGGCCGACCUCCUUCUCCACUUAUACAGGCGGAGGUCAGCACCCCGCAGCGCAAUGGCUACGGGCGUCCUCCCAGGCCAAAGCCAACACCAGGACAGACAAACAGUCCUGCUAGUGCUGGCUCUGCACACCCCAGGAGGCCCAGUGAAGAGCGAAGGCCACGCCCAAGGCCCUUGGCGGACGGUGCAGGUCGAAGAGCGCCGAGUGAGCCACCCCGAGGCAAACAAGACGAUGAUUCCGUGCCUUCCAGCAGAGCCGGACGAGGUGGCCCUGGGGCGCCUGGGGCAGCGCGGGCCAAGGCUCGCUCCUUGUCAGCCAACCGAGCACCGGAGAAGGUCCGGAUUGGCGAUGCUGCUCCUCCCAUAGAUCGGAAGGACGUUGGCAAGGUGCCUGCGUACUUGAAGAGACGUCAGGAGGAGCUCGCGGAGGAGAAGAGGAGAGCAGCGCGACCCGUCUCACCUCAGCCUCCGCCAGGAUACAGAAAAGUCGACGAGGAGGAGCGGCAGGAGACGCUGGACGUCCUCAGGCAGCGAAAGGUGGAAGUGGAAAAAGCGCAGAUGAGCCUGCCUUUCAAAAUCGAGACGAUCGGUCAGAAACAGCGCGAGAAGGAUCUGAAUGACCGUCUGGUUCAUAUUGAGAAGCUCUCAGGAAUGUUCUCGAAACCUGUGGUCUUCGUACCAGCUGAUGCUGGGCCCAUCGCCGCUUCGCUGCCUUCCCUCGGUGCGGACAGGGAGCGCAAAGCCCUCGAGGUCUUGCCUUCGAAUGACCAGCGCAAUGACAGGCAUGAGCGGCGUGGGAUUGUCGUGCAUCAAGCUCCCGGUGGCCAGUCGAACCUGGUGCUGGGCUAA